Molecule: messenger RNA, 2401 nt
Organism: Amoebophrya sp. A120
Lineage: Eukaryota; Dinophyceae; Syndiniales; Amoebophryaceae
Source: the annotation of a GenBank genome assembly
GUGCUGUAAAAAUAUGUGACAAUGUGCACCAGCUUCCAGCGUAUUAAGAUAUCUUGACGAUGAGCCACGAUUUCCCUUCAACGAGAAGCACGAAAUCGAAGAAGCGCAAGUGGUCGUUAUUUCCGCGGUCGCUCCGACGAAAUCAAAAUGUUGGACGCCUGGGAAACGAAAAAGCUGACCGAAAUCUACGAAGAGCUGUGUUCUCUCCCCCAGAGCCAAGCCUUUUUGCACCCCUUGGUGUGGAGGGGGGCAUCAGCAUCUUCCCCUGCAGGAGUUGUGCCUACGAAGAGCGAUGUUGAAGACAAUCAAAUUUCGAAGGAAGAGUCUGCCGUUGUCAACAAGCCGAAGGACUUUGUUGACUGCGACCUCGUGCUGAUCGGCGAGGACCUGCGGCACAACGAUCUGCAGAGUUCCCAGGAAUUUUGGGACGACCUGCAUCUCAUCUCCCACAAUGCCCACGUCUACGUAUCAAAAUGAAAAAUCCCCCCUCCCCAUAUCAAAGCGGAAAUUUGUGCUGCCGCUGCGGAUUUGUGACCACAAAUCAGCUUUGUAUUGCAGAGAGGCACUGCGGCUAGAUGAGAUCCCCAGGCUAGGUAGGGGCGUAUGCGUCUAGUAGUUCAGCAUGGCAAACGGCCCCCCUUUAGGCCCAACAGCAUGACAAAUCGCUUCCAUAAUGGGGCGGAAGCUUCUGCGCUUGUCUUCUUGCAAGACAGACGCGAUCUGUGACCUCAACUCCGCAGCGCAAAUUUUUGGAAACGCACCUUUUCAAUAUGGGGAGGGGGGAUUUUUCCUCUCAAUAGUACGUGGACCUGCACAUGAAGUCCGCCGCCACGUCGCCCCAGGAUCAUCCCGAGUUCCAACAACUCUUGCUUGCCGCCGCGGACUUUGAGGAGGCGGUUUCGCAUCUGGAAACCUCCUUCAAACACGCACUGGAGGGGCACAAAACGCUGGCCCUGAACCUCGGAAACAUGGACUUAUGAAAUGCAAAAGCAUCGUACGUAGUAUAAAUUGCAUAUACAAAUUGGCUCAGCAUUACAAAUUGAAUUUGUAAUGCGGAUUUGCCUUAGGAACUGGAUUUGUAAUCAUGCAUAAAUGCAACUAGUACCAGUACGACGAGUGCGAUACUUUUGCACUGCAUAGGACUCCUUUGUAGACGAAACCGCGGAGAAGUUUGCCGAGCUCCUGCAUUCCGGGUGGCACGACGGAAACAGUGCGCUGUUGAGCGGUGCAGCUUAUGGGCAGGAAAAAGCUUUCGGUUGGCCCUGCUGGCUGUGUUUAUCCUGAAUUUGAAGCAGCAGAUAUGGAAGAAAAUGGAGUGAUGAAAAGUGACGUGGAUGUGGAUCAUCGUUGGCUUACAACUGCAUACAACGAACAGCUGAUGCAUGUGUGUGUGAUGAUGUGUACGGACGUUGAGAUGAUUUUCAGUGCGUCUACCAAUUCGACCGUCGUGGAGAAAACAACAAAAAGGAAGAACGAGCGGCAAAUUAUUAUUUGUGAGUCGCUUGAUAAGUAGCCGAAACCGAAAGCCAUUUCUUCCCAUGAUGUUCUUUCCUCUUCCUCCGGCGGCGUCACUUCCUUUUUCGCGUCUCUCUUGACUGGAGGCACCGCAGGGACGAGUACAGAUCUCGGCAGCGGUGGUGGCACCAGUGAAGCUCACUUGCAAGAAAUAGCCCCCCCUGCUUCUGCUACACAGACCUCAGCGGAUGCGGCAACGUUGAGAAAUGCCGCGGACAGAAAUACUUCGUCGGUGUUUUCGCCCUCAGCUCGGUCGCCUUCGAUUCUGAAACAGAAUUUAUACCCGUCUACCCCCGAGCUUCCCUCCGGGCGGCAGCCGCGGAUUUUCGACAAUCCGCGGGAAUAUCUAAAGCACGCACCGUCGCUGCACUCCCUUAUCCCAUGGGCACUUUUAGUACUCAUGAAACUGAGACUAUUCUUUUCAUGGCCCGCCUAGUGCUGUUGGCUGCCGCGACUCAUCUUGUUGGACUUUGUCGUGUGGGUCCUGAUGUGACAGUGCUGACACUGGGAAAUAAAGAAGGACUUUUUACAAAGUAUGAUCUCGAGCAGCAAUAGGUACAAGACUUUUUGUCUCAUGGGAUAAUCUUUUCGGACCAGUUUGUACAGCGCGGACUGGAAUUGCAUUCCCUGAAUGAUGUGAGGAACUUUCUGAUCCAGGUACGAGAUACAAAUUUACCGUACACUCAUUACUAAAAAAUACGUGUACAACAACAAAUUUCGGCAACCGAGUAGUCGUGAUGCGGAACACGGCAGAAAAGGAGUCCUGGCAUCCGAGGAUGCCUUGUUUCUUGCAUUUUUUUUUGUACGUGUGCGGUAAGUUGUUUUCUGUGCAUACUAGGAGGUCAGAGACUACUAUGAAGACGAAAAAGAUUGGACAGAAGUUGAC